Messenger RNA from Papaver somniferum (opium poppy), 5791 nucleotides. RefSeq names its product E3 ubiquitin-protein ligase KEG-like. The record is from RefSeq and is a predicted model, not a curated record. Lineage: Eukaryota; Viridiplantae; Streptophyta; Magnoliopsida; Ranunculales; Papaveraceae. Gene Ontology annotation, biological process: protein ubiquitination; defense response; protein phosphorylation. Gene Ontology annotation, cellular component: early endosome; trans-Golgi network. The transcript has 16 exons. Gene Ontology annotation, molecular function: ubiquitin-protein transferase activity; protein kinase activity; ATP binding. The coding region runs from base 342 to 5366 and encodes 1674 amino acids.
CAAACAAACCCAAGAAGAAAAACAACAACUCAGUAGAAAAAUCUGCUUACUCCUCCUCCCUUUUUCACCUCUUAACUUCAUUUUUAUUCUCUCUCAUCUCUGUGUGUGUUGGAGUAUCAUCUUUUUCUUCUUAUUCUCAAUCUUAUAUAUGGAUCUACUCUCACUUUACUAUUAUUAUCUUCACAAAACUCCAAUUUCUUUCAUUCUUCCUUUAAGAAAACCCUUGUUUCAUUUCAUUCUCUGAUUUUUAUUUAAUUUUUGACUCACUAUUAUUAAUUUUGACUCUUCUUCUUUAGAUUUUCAAUCGAUCCCCUCCCUCCCUCGAAUCUUUUAAGUGAAAGAUGAAAGUACCGUAUUGUUCAGUGUGUCAGAAUCGGUAUAAUGAAGAUAAUAGAGUACCACUGCUACUUCAAUGUGGUCAUGGAUUUUGUAAAGAUUGUUUAUCUAAAAUGUUUUCAGCUUCGCCUGAUACUAAUUUAUCUUGUCCUCGUUGUCGUCAUAUUUCGUGUGUUGGUAAUUCUGUGAAUGCUCUUCGUAAGAAUUUUGCUGUUCUUGCUUUAAUCCAUUCUUCUACUAAUUCUUCAAGUAAUAACAAUAAUAAUAGUAAUCAUAAUAAUAGUAAUUCUUAUUUUACUGAUGAUGAUGAUGAUGAUGAUGAUGAUGACGACGACGACGAUGAGGAUAAUGAAGCUGGCGGUGAUAAAUUUGAAGAGGAAUUCGAUUUCGAUUUUCGUCGGCGGUGUUGUGUCAAUUCUAAUUCCAGUAGUAGUAAUAAUAGUGAUAGUCUAAAUCAGAAUUCAUUAGGUAGAAAUCGGGGUAGUGGUAAUAAUAAUAAUAGCACUAGUAGUAGUAUUCGAGGUGGUGGUGGUUCAUUAAUCGAUCUUUCUUCGCAUCAUAAUUUGAAAUUUGUUAAAAGACUUGGUGAUGAAAUUAGGGUUGGAAUUGAGACAUGGGGCGGUGUUCUGUCUGGUACUUCUUCCUCAAACGGUGGGAAAUGUAAACAUCAAGUUGCUGUUAAAAAAGUUAUUCUUGAGGAUGAGACGGAUUUAGUUUGGGUACAAAAUCAAUUAGAGAAUCUUCGUCGAUCUUCAAUGUGGUGCAGAAAUGUUUGUACUUUUCAUGGUGCUACUAAGAUAGACGGUAGACUAUGUCUUGUUAUGGAUAGGUAUUCUGGUUCUGUUCUAUCUGAAAUGAGGCAUAAUGAAGGGCGUCUUACUUUGGAGCAAAUACUGAGAUAUGGAGCUGAUAUUGCGCGUGGAGUGGCUGAGCUCCAUGCAGCCGGUGUUGUCUGUAUGAACCUUAAGCCAUCCAAUCUGCUGUUAGAUGUCAAUGGCCGGGCAGUGGUUUCUGAUUAUGGUCUUCCAGCAAUUCUAAAGAAACCUUGCCGAAAAGCUAGAUUAGUUCCGGAGGAUGAUUCUUCAAGAACACAUUCAUGUAUGGACUGUACCAUGCUUAAUCCACAUUACGCUGCUCCUGAGGCAUGGGAACCGGUGAAGAAGGCGUUAUUUUGGGAUGACGCUAUUGGCAUAUCUACAGAGUCUGAUGCCUGGAGCUUUGGGUGUACCUUGGUGGAGAUGUGCACUGGUUCCGUCCCGUGGUCCGGUUUAAGUUCAGAGGAAAUAUAUCGAGCUGUUGUCAAAGCUAAGAGGCUGCCUCCACAGUAUGCUAGCGUAGUGGGUGUUGGGAUACCUACAGAGUUGUGGAAAAUGAUUGGUGACUGCUUGCAAUAUAAGGCAUCAAAAAGGCCAACUUUUCAUGCAAUGCUUACAAUAUUUCUCCGGAACUUGCAAGAGAUACCUCGUAGCGCCCCUGCAAGCCCUGAUAAUGACUUCGGCAAAGGUCCGGGAGUGAAUGCAGUGGAACCAUCCCCAACAUCUGUCUUCGAGAUAGUCCAAGACAAUCCAAGCCUUUUACAUCAAUUUGUGUCCGAGGGGAACCUGGAAUCUGUCAGAAAUCUGCUUUCGAAGGCUGCAUCUGGGAAAUCUGGCAGUUCAAUUGGUUCUCUCUUAGAAGCGCAGAAUGCUGAUGGCCAAACAGCUCUCCACUUGGCUUGCAGACGGGGAAGUGUGGAGCUUGUUGAGGCUAUUCUAGAAUACGAGGAAGCGGAUGUGGAUGUCCUUGACAAAGAUGGAGACCCUCCAAUUGUGUUUGCUUUAGCAGCUGGAUCUCCAGAAUGUGUCCGCACUCUCAUUAGAAGAGCCGCUAACGUCAGUUCUAUGUUGAGGGAGGGUUUCGGUCCAACAGUUGCUCAUGUCUGUGCUUACCAUGGCCAACCGGGUUGCAUGCAAGAGUUGCUACUAGCAGGGGCUGAUCCCAAUGCACUGGAUGAUGAAGGUGAAACUCUGCUACACAAAGCCGUUACCAAGAAAUACACAGCUUGUGCAGUGGUCAUUCUGGAAAAUGGAGGCUGCAGAUCGAUGGGGAUCAUGAAUAGCAAGCACUUGACGCCUUUACAUAUGUGCAUAGCAACAUGGAAUGUUGCAAUUGUGAAAAGGUGGGUGGAGAUUGCUUCCCAAGAGGAGAUCGCUGAUGCAAUUGAUAUACCAAGUGAAGUUGGAACUGCUUUGUGUAUGGCAGCUUCUUUAAAGAAAGAUCAUGAAACUGAAGGGAGAGAGUUGGUUAGAAUAUUGCUGGCUGCUGGAGCGGAUCCAACUGCUCAAGAUCCUCAGCAUCGGCGAACUGCACUGCAUACGGCAGCUAUGGCCAAUGAUGUGGAGUUGGUGAAGAUCUGUCUUGAUGCUGGCGUUGAUGUGAACAUUCAGAACGUACACAGUACUAUACCUCUUCAUGUUGCAUUGGCCAGAGGUGCAAAACUUUGUGUCGGAUUGCUUUUAUCGGCUGGAGCAAACUGCAAUUUGCAGGAUGAUGAAGGCGACACUGCAUUUCAUAUAGCUGCUGAUUCAGCAAAGAUGAUACGUGAAAAUCUUGAAUGGAUUGCUGUGAUGCUGCAGUAUCCCAGUGCUGCUAUUGAUGUCAGAAAUCACAGUGGUAAGACACUUCGUGAUUUUUUGGAAGCCCUGCCCCGUGAUUGGAUAUCAGAAGAUCUGAUGGAAGCACUCAUAAAUAAUGGAAUUCAUCUGUCUCCUACCAUUUUCGAAGUUGGGGAUUGGGUAAAAUUUAAAAGAAGCGUGAAGGUUCCUACGUACGGUUGGCAAGGUGCAAAGCAUAAGAGUGUUGGUUUCGUCCAGAAUGUGCAGGAUAAGGAUAAUUUGAUUGUAUCUUUUUGCUCUGGAGAAGCUCGUGUUCUAGCAAGUGAUGUCAUUAAAGUCAUCCCAUUAGACCGGGGACAACAUGUGCAACUGAAACCAGAUGUUAAAGAGCCAAGGUAUGGAUGGCGUGGUCAAUCACGUGAUAGCAUUGGUACUGUCUUAUGCGUUGAUGAUGAUGGGAUUUUGCGUGUUGGCUUUCCUGGUGCAUCCCGAGGCUGGAAAGCUGAUCCUGCUGAAAUGGAAAGGGUUGAAGAAUACAAAGUUGGUGACUGGGUCCGGAUUCGUCCCUCUCUCACAACUGCAAAGCAUGGACUGGGAGCUGUAAUACCUGGAAGCAUCGGGAUAGUGUACUGUAUCAGACCAGACAACAGUCUACUGUUGGAACUAAGUUACUUGCCAAAUCCAUGGCACUGUGAACCAGAGGAGGUUGAGUCUGUUAUCCCAUUCAGGAUUGGCGAUCAAGUAUGCGUGAAGCGAUCUGUUGCUGAGCCCAGGUAUGCUUGGGGUGGUGAGACUCACCAUAGUGUUGGAAGGAUAAGUGAGAUUGGAACUGAUGGUCUGCUAAUAAUUGAAAUACCUAAUCGGCCCGUUCCAUGGCAAGCUGAUCCUUCCGACAUGGAAAAAGUGGAGGAUUUCAAGGUUGGAGAUUGGGUACGAGUGAAAACUUCGGUAUCCUCACCGAAGUAUGGUUGGGAGGAUGUUACGCGGAACAGUAUAGGAAUAAUUCAUAGCCUAGAAGAGGAUGGUGACAUGGGUGUUGCUUUCUGCUUCAGGAGUAAACCUUUUUCUUGCUCAGUGACGGACAUGGAGAAGGUACCACCUUUUGAAGUGGGACAAGAAAUACAUGUGAUGUCAUCUGUUGCUCAGCCACGGCUUGGAUGGUCAAAUGAAACUGCUGCUACCAUUGGGAAGAUUGCAAGGAUAGAUAUGGACGGAAAACUAAAUGUGAGAGUGACUGGCAGAGUGGACCUGUGGAAGGUGGCUCCUGGAGAUGCAGAACGGCUCUCAGGUUUUGAUGUUGGUGACUGGGUUCGUUUGAAGCCAAGUAUGGGGACUAGAGGGAACUACGACUGGAAUAACAUCGGCAAAGAAAAUUUAGCCGUGGUUCACAGUGUACAAGAUACUGGAUAUUUAGAACUGGCUUGUUGUUUUCGUAAAGGGAGGUCGAUGACGCACUACACAGACGUGGAAAAGGUUGUACCAUUGAAAAUUGGCCAGCAUGUUCGUUUUAGACCUGGACUAACUGAACCACGGUGGGGAUGGAGAGGUGCAAAUAUUGCUUCAAGAGGUAUUAUUACUGGGGUGCACGCUGAUGGAGAAGUACGGGUUGUAUUCUUUGGCCUGUCAGGUUUGUGGAAAGGAGAUCCUGCAGAUCUUCAGAUAGAGGAGAUAUUUGAAGUGGGAGAAUGGGUUAGAAUAAGAGAUGGAUCAAGUGGAUGGAAAUCCUUAAUGCCCGGCAGUAUCGGGAUUGUACAAGGAAUAGGGUAUGAAGGAGAUGAAUGGGACGGAACUGUCCAGGUUGGUUUUUGUGGAGAGCAGGAAAGGUGGGUAGGGCCAUCUUCUGAGCUCGAAAGAGUGGAGAGGCUUGUUAUUGGCCAACGAGUAAAAGUAAGAUUUGCAGUGAAGCAACCAAGGUUUGGGUGGUCUGGUCAUAACCACACCAGUAUUGGGACGAUAUCAUCAAUAGAUGCAGAUGGGAAGCUAAGAAUUUAUACGCCUGUUGGAUCAAAAGGUUGGAUGCUUGACCCAGCAGAGGUAGAAAUUGUUGAAGAAGAGGAGCUUCAGAUAGGAGACUGGGUAAAGGUGAAGCCAUCUGUUGCAACACCAUUACAUCAGUGGGGUGAAGUGAGCCACGAGAGUAUAGGCGUUGUUCACAGAAUAGAAGACGGAGAAUUGUGGGUUGCAUUCUGUUUCUUGGAUAGGUUGUGGGUAUGCAAAAUAAAUGAGAUGGAGAGGGUUAGACCGUUCAUGGUUGGUGAUGAAGUGAAAAUUAGAGGAGGAUUGGUGACUCCUAGGUGGGGAUGGGGUAUGGAAACUCAUGCUAGCAAGGGAGAGGUUGCUGGUGUAGACGCAAAUGGGAAACUUAGAAUCAGGUUUCAGUGGAGAGAAGGGAAGUCAUGGAUUGGAGAUCCUGCUGAUAUUGCACUCGACAAGUAGACCUGAUUUCUCAUGUUACUUCCACUACUUGCGUGUUACUAAAUAUGGUGUUCCACAGCUGCAACUGAUGUCGGCCCGAUGUCUCUGCGCACUAUGGUGUGAUGCCCGUAUUUGUUGAAGGGGUAGUGUCUGGCUUUCUACUGCUGUAAAAGAGAUGCGAUUGUUGUUCACGGCUGCACAGGCAGAGCAUCUUCUUUAUUCUUGGUGGAAACAAAGAUAGGGCACUAUCAGCUGGCCAAUUGUACCAUGUUCAUGCCUCUGAACUAACAAUCAACCGUCAUGGAAGAAAGUAAGCUGGGGGGACAUCUUCUGUAUUUGUAUCAUAUAAAUAUAUAGUAGCCAGAUGAGCUUGGUUUUUUCUUCUUUCUUUUUUUCCCUUCAAAUUUUGUACAAAUUUUAAUAUAUAUGUUAAUCUUGAGUUACCC